AUGCGCCUCAACGGCUCGGCGCCCGGCCCCCAGGUCGCCCCAGCCGGCGACCCCCUCUCGCGGCCCCCGUCGGGGCUGGAGGCGGCGCUCCUGGCUCCCGGCUUCGGCAACAGCUCGGGCAACGCGUCGGAGCCCGUGCAAGCGCCCAGCAGCGACCUGGACGUGAACACGGACACUUACUCCAAGGUGCUGGUGACCACCGUGUACCUGGCGCUCUUCGUCGUGGGCACGGUGGGCAACUCGGUGACGGCGUUCACGCUGGCGCGCAAGAAGUCCCUGCAGAACCUGCAGGGCACCGUGCACUACCACCUGGGCAGCCUGGCGCUGUCUGACCUGCUCAUCCUGCUGCUGGCCAUGCCCGUGGAGCUGUACAACUUUAUCUGGGUGCACCACCCCUGGGCCUUCGGCGACGCCGUGUGCCGGGGCUACUACUUCCUCCGAGACGCCUGCACCUACGCCACAGCCCUCAACGUGGCCAGCCUGAGCGUGGAGCGCUACCUGGCCAUCUGCCACCCCUUCAAGGCCAAGACCCUCAUGUCCCGCAGCCGCACCAAGAAAUUCAUCAGCGCCAUCUGGCUGGCCUCUGGCCUCCUGGCCCUGCCCAUGCUCUUCACCAUGGGCCAGCAGAACCGCAGCGCCGACGGCCAGCACCCCGGCGGCCUGGUGUGCACGCCCAUCGUGGGCACGGCCACAGUCAAGGUCGUCAUUGAGGUCAACGCCCUCACGUCCUUCGUGAUCCCCAUGGCGAUCGUCUCCGUCCUGAACUCGGUCAUCGCCAACAAGCUGACGGUCAUGGUCCGCCAGGCGGCCGAGCCGGGCCCCGCGUGCAGGGCCGGGGACCCGCACCGCUCCUUCAGCAUGGCCAUCGAGCCCGGCCGGGUGCAGGCCCUGCGGCACGGCGUCCGCGUCUUACGUGCCGUGGUCAUCGCCUUCGUGGUCUGCUGGCUGCCCUACCACGCGCGGCGCCUCAUGUUCUGCUACAUUUCCGACGAGCAGUGGACCCCGUUCCUCUUCGACUUCUACCACUACUUCUACAUGCUCAGCAACGCGCUCUUCUACGUCAGCUCCGCCAUCAACCCGGUGCUCUACAACCUCGUCUCCGCCAGCUUCCGCCAGGCCUUCCUGGCCACCCUGGCCUGCCUCUGUCCCCUGUGGGGGCGCCGGAGGAAGAGGCCAGCCCUCUCCAGGAAGACCAACAGCGUGUCCAGCAACCACACCUUCUCCAGCAACGUCACCCGGGAAACGCUGUACUAGGGUGGGGGGGCACUCAGAGAGGGGCUGCCGCUGGCCUCCAGCCGUCCUGGGAGCUGCUCCUCUCUCCCCCCCCUCACCUCCCCUGCGCCCGCCUCGCUCUCCCCUUUGAAAGCCAGAGACAGCUCGAGCCUCCCAGACCGAAAAGGGCCUUAAUGGGGAGAACUCAGUGUCAGGUGAAAGGCAGUCGUCUUUGUUCUCAGACUAAUGGAUGUUUAGACAGAAAAGGACUGAAAGCAGCAGGUCGGGCCGGGCCCUGGGCAGCCGGGCAGCCGUCAGGAGGGGGCGACCCUGGGAGCCGGCGCUGGGUGGAGGCCAGCCGGCAGGACCCUGCUGUCCUGGCACCAGAGGGCCUCCGUCGCGCCUCCAGGCACUCAGGACCCCGUGGGCCGCUCUCCAGCUCUGCCAGGGCAGGUCCUAGGAAGCUUUGAUGUGGCAAGAGGACAGUGAGGGGUCAGCCCGGCCCCGGGCCGCCCCCUCCCCGCCACUCCUCCCCAGGCCAAGGCAGCCAGGCUCUGCACAGAUGCCACUGCAGGGCCGUUCGGCCGAGAAGCCCUCCAUCCCGGCUCUGCGGACACAAGGCCAGGUCAGCGGGGUCCCGGUGGCCAGACCAGUGACAUCCCACGUGCUCUCACUCCCCCUGUCCGGCUGAGCUCCUGCCGCUGCAGUGGAUGCCCUGCAGUAGAGGGGAGUCACGAGAGAUGCCAGCUGUGGGGCCUGGGCUGCAGGCGAGAAGGAGGCACUCUGGGCACCCAGAAGGGCAGAUGCCCCCUUGAACUCUGGGGGCUGGUCUCCAGACAGGAUGGCCCCGGGAAGGCAGGUCCCUGGGGAGCUGCCCCAGACCAGCUGCGACACUGCGUGGCCGGAGCCAGAAGUGAGACGCAGACCUUUUAAGCAGGUCCUCCCUGGGCCUGGGGCAAGCCCGCCAGAAGGGAGACAGGCGGGCAGACGGGCAGAGGACCUGCGUGGAUGGCGAUGACCUGGGCCUAGUCUGGGGUCGGCCAGGACUCAGUCCCCCACCCAGGAUGCUACAGCAUCCGUGGUCCAUGGUCACUUCGGAUCUGGGCCCUGAUGUGAACACUAUGUGACUUGCAUCCCCAAAGUCCUCCUCCAGGCUGUUCACCAAGAACGGGGCAGGCAGUCUGACCCUGACCCCGUGGCUGCAGCACGGGGCUGAGGUCACUCAGAGCUCCCCAUGAGCUUCGGCUCUGGGUGGGAGAGCAGGAGCCCAGCGGAGAGGCUGAGGUCAGCCAGCCCUGGCCCUCAGGACCGCCCUGCCAUCCCUGGACCCCGGGCACAGUGCGAUUCCCACGCGCCUCGGUUUCCCCAGGCGCCCGAGAUGUAGGCGUGGUCACUACACCCACUCAGCCAGGCCUGGACGUGGCGGCCCCGGAGGUGGGGGCAGAGUGGACGUGGGGCGAGAUGCCCGCCACCCAGACCCUCCUGUCGGCCCACUUCACAUCAGUGGGGACCCAUGUCUACGCCCUGCCGGACCCCCCCAAGCCUCCCCAGCUCUGGCUGCAUCUCCCUGGAACCCCAGAGGCCGGCUCUGUGUGCCGUGUGUGUCUGGUCUCAGGGUCCAGCGCCCGUGUGGCUGGUCAGCAGUGAUGCCGAAACCCCGUGAUGUACACUGACCCCAGCGGCGCACACGUCCCGCAGCGACACUCAGUAAAGGAAUAAAGGCGACUGGACCCGGCUCCCCAGGAGGCCACGGGCCGCGUGCAGCCGUCACUCAGCAGACAGCCCUCUCCCGGCCCCUUUGCCAACACGCAUGCGCUCUGCCCCGUUUCCCGGGGACCGGGCAGGAUGCGCCAGCUCAGGCCCUGCCCCCCUGAGCUUUGAGAAGCAGCUGGUGCAGGACUCGGGGUCCCAGGGCUCAGGGUCCUGAUCUGUGGCCUAGGCACGGGCAAGGCCCAGUGAAGGUGGGGACCAGGGUCCUGUGACUCUGGGGCGUCCCCUCCCACCAGCCCAAGGAGCUGAAGGGCCCCGGAGGCCAACAGGUGGGGAGCCGGGCCAGGGAGGGCCGUCAGCCUGUCCUCCCACCCAGCGGCCCUGUCUGGAAUCUCCCACCAGCAGGAGAGGCGUCACGGCCCCCUCCUUCCCCCGCCCCAUCUCGACGCAGCAGUGUCCGUGGUGGAUCCAGCCGGGGGACAUAAGGAAAGCACCUUUCCAGGUUGCAGGCUUCCCCCCGCCCCCCACUUCCCCACCUGCCAGGGUCCCCACAAGGCCUGGCUUCCUCGAAGCUGCCCCAUCCUGAUUGGCACAGGCCUGAGGUGCGAGGCCCAAGGCCUUCGGAGUCACCGCCCCCCCAUCAGCAAGGAAGGGACUCCCACUCACCCUGAGGCAUAAGGGAUUCAUGGGCAAGCCCCAGUAGGUACACUGGCGGUUUAUAAGACUAUCCAAAGGAAUGAAGCUCUAACCGUGGGAUUUCAGGCCAGCCCAGGAGAGAAAUCUUUGGGGACCGUGGCAGGAAGUCCCAAACCACAGCCGCACCUCAAGGCGCCAUCCCGUGAGGCCAGAGCUCUGAGGCCCCCGCCCUGCCGCCUACAGGCUCUCUGAGCGCUGGUCCCUCUUCCAGCCCCAGACAGGGGAGAACCACACUCCCGCAGCAAGGCCCCUCUGGCCCGUCCCUGUCGUCGCUGUCGCUAAGCAACAGGAGGGCUUUGGAGAGAAUUCCAUACAUUUUUAAAUACAUUUGAAGAGCGAAACAGCCAGUGGCUGCCUGCAGGAGUCUGAGUCCAGGGAAAGCUGCCUCCCUCCCUUCCCCUCCCCCUCCCCCUCCCCCCCACCCUCCCUCCCCCUCGACGCCCCUUCCAUCUCUCCCCCCGCCCUCUCUCUCCCUUCCCCCUCCCUCCCCACCCCUCCUUUCCUCCCCUCCCCCUGCCCUCUGCCGCUUCCCACAAUUAUUUGAAUUCUGAUUUUUAUCAGAAACCAAUGGAAACCACAUCCAGGCUGAAUUUUUGAGGGAGAACAGAGCAGGGGGUAGGCUGGAGCCAGUGGGGGGGGUGAGGAGGGGCAGAGGGAGCAGGCGUGAGGGAGGCGGCAGCUCCACGCCCACCCGGGAGCCCCCCGUGAGUGUACGUGUGCGCACACACACACACACCCACACGCAGACACAUCCCAGCCUCACUCGCACCCAGGCUGCACCCGCCUCCUUCCUGACUCUGAAGGCUGCCCAUUCUCUGUGUGCAGCCCAGACAAGGGCUCAGGCCUCACUCUGUGCCCCCGGGGUCAGCCACUGAGUCCAGAGGCUGCCGGGCACUGGCCAGGCCGGGGAUACGCGGGAGGGGCUCCCCACAACCCCGGCUCCGGGGUGCACACACGGGUCCUGCUCCCCAGGCGGGGCUCUUGGUCCCCAGCUCUGGGCCGCCGGACAGCAGAGCCUGGGCUGCCUCUCCUGAUGCCAGUGGGACGGGGUGAAAUGAGAGGCACACCCUGCAACUGUUUGCAGGGCCAGUUCCGCCAAAUAGUCAACCCCCGCCCUCCAUCCCCGGCCUCUGCUUAUGUGGGGGCCACAGGGCCUGCUGCUUCAAAGGUACUCGAAAGUCUAAGGAACGAGCUGACCCGCGCCCUUCCCCCUCCUGCACCAGAACUUGCUGGAGGGGCGCUGGGCCCUCUUCCCUGGGGCGCACCUGGAGCUGGGCUCCGAGCAGGUAACCAGGACACUCAGGCCUGGCACCCCUGAGGGCAGACCCCGAGGCUGGUCCCCGCUGCAGCAGGGCACCCAGCAAGGGGCCACUGUGGUGUCCCCCACGUGACACUCAUGGCCUCAGAUCUGCGGCCACCUGCCCAGCUCAGCAAUCCCCCCUCUCCCCCUACCCUGGGCAGAGGGAGGGCAGACGGCAGAGCCCCCUGGAGGCAGGUGACCACACGGAAGUUCCCGCAAAGAAGGAGUCGCAAGGUUGGGGCGGGUGCAUCUUGGCGUGGGCUCAGCCCAGGGAGAGGCGAGAGAGCACGGAGCCUGCAUCCUCCACCCCCCCACCCCAAGAGAGGGCGCCAUCCCACCCCCCCUCACUGCUCAGCACCCCUGUCUCUGGAGGGUGAGCACUUUCCAGGGUCCUGCCUCCUAAUAUCCCACCUGAGCAAAACUCCCAGAGCGACCCUCUGCUCAGUAGGUGUAGCCAGCGUCCGCCCCAUCAGUUUAAGGACGCAGGCUCCACCUCCGCCCCAUUGCCCCUGAGACCCACAGACACUCCUCCUGAGCCACCGGCCACUCGGGGCUGCCCAGAAGGGGCUGCAAAGGGGGUCCCUGGCUUCUUCAGGCUCCAUUUUCACCGAGCUGGGAGGGGGCGUCGCCCACGAACUGAUACCACCCUUACAGAGGCUGCAUGGCCAGUGCCCCGCCCCAGUGGGUGAGGUCAACCCACGGAUCUUGCCCCACCCUGACUCCCAGGGCCCCGGGCAGCGCCAUCCAAACCCUUCCCAGGAUGGCCUCCCAUGUAGACACCCAGGGUCCAAGUCCUUGUGGGCUGGUGGUCCAGGGGGGAUGCGUUGCCGAUUGUAAGUGGGGGCCCCGAGCUGGGGAACAAAGACGGGAGACAACCCAGAAGGUCCCACGGGCGGUGAAGGCUGUUUUAACUCCCUCCAAACCCGCCUGCUGGAUUUUCCAGCAUCCUGGUGUUCCAGCCAGUCUGUAGCUUCCGCACCCCGUGGGAGAGAAGGCCGGCCGUGGGCUCCUUCCACCCCAGCAGCUUGCCUUUUGGCCUCACCCGGCAGCUGCGGCAUGUUGGGGAGUAUUUCUUCCCUCUGGAAGGACCUCCAGCACCGUGACGGUGGACACGAGGCUGUCCCUGGCCUCCCGGCCUCUGACUUCCGUCUCUGGCCCCCAGGCCAUCUGUCCGCACAGUGCGUCCGGGGUCCGGGCUGCGGGCCUGUGCGCUGGCAGUGGCACCGCAGUGGCGUGGAACUCCCCACCCCACCCCCCACAGGAGGCUCUUUGUCCCGAAGCUCUCUGGGUCCCCUCGGAGGUUUCCGGUCACAUCCAGCAGCAGGAGCUCCGAGGACGUCAGCCUCAGGCCCCUCCGGGACGCCACGUCCUCCCCCUGAGGGGACACCAUCCAGGAGUCAUCACGCCCUGCUGGGCAGCAGUGGGGCCGGCGCCCUGCCCCCACCUCCGUCGGCAGAGCUGCUCUGGGGACAAAGGGGACAAGAGUCUGGCUGCGCUUGAAACGUCUAGGGGGAGGCCCUCGCCUUCCUAACUCGAGCCCCACCCCAGGGGGGACCCUGUGCCAAGGAUGACAGGGCCUCCUGUGGGGGCCACGAGCUCGCCCAGAGGGUCCCUGGGAGAACAUGGGGCCGGCCCAGUCCCCUCAAGGCGUUUGAGUGUGUGACUUGUCAACGGGAGAUGCGCCCGCCCCAAAACACUGCACCAUCGGCCAAACCUGGAAAUGUUGAAGCUACAGGAAACUUUGAGGGAGGCGCCUGCCCCAAGGGAGCGGCCACGGCCAAGGACGCCCACGGCACCUGCCCUGGGCUCCAGCCUGCAGACGACUCUGCAUUUGCCCUUCCCUGCUCAGUACAUGUCUGCCGCCCGUUCCUUCGCCCCUCCGGGAAUGUGGGCUCAGCCCCUUGGAGGGAGAACUGGAACCGGGGGGAACAGGGGCAGAAGGGGCUCCUGGACCCGGUCCCCACCCAGUGCCCCCGCCCGUCCAGCUUGCUGUGUGUGCGUCGGAUUUCAAGAUGCAAAACCUUUAUCUUUUAUUAUAAAAGCGGUUCGUUCUCUCGUGAAAAAUUUAAAUAACAUGAAAGAUACAAA
Sus scrofa (pig) is the source of this 7006-nucleotide messenger RNA. It is a transcript of the gene NTSR1, whose product is annotated as neurotensin receptor 1. The record is from RefSeq and is a predicted model, not a curated record. Gene Ontology annotation, molecular function: G protein-coupled neurotensin receptor activity. Gene Ontology annotation, biological process: neuropeptide signaling pathway. Gene Ontology annotation, cellular component: plasma membrane. NCBI's taxonomy places the organism in Eukaryota, Metazoa, Chordata, Mammalia, Artiodactyla, Suidae.